UCUGUAGUUCGGUGGCACACGACCCACUGCUCAUGCUCGUUUGCUCCGUGGAUAGAAGGAAGACAAAGACAAGGGUCCAGGAGCAAAGUUUCAGCUGUAACGUAGUUUUACCUCUUUGAAGAACAUGCUGUUCACCGAAAGCUAACGAGAUGUGGAGGCAGCAAGUAACACAGCGACCGGAUGCAGCGGCGAACGAUUUUAAACAGGAACUGUGUCGUUCCGGGGAGAAGAACCGCAGACGGAGGAACGUCCUGCGUCGUGCUGUUUUUAAUCCCGACCAUCAGCUGCAGAUAAUAGUGGUCCCUGCAGAUGUUCAGGAAAUGGUUCCUAUUAAAGAAGAAGCUUCUGAAGAAUGGAGGCCUGGUGUGGACCAGCUGAACUCAGAGCAAAUCACAAUCAAGGAGGAAGAGGAGGAACUGUGGACAAGUCUGGAGGGAGAGCAGCUCAAUGUGAAGGAGGAGGCUGAUGUCACCAAGUUUACAUUCACUGCUGUUCCUUUGAAGAAUGAAGAUGAUGAAGAGAAACCUCUGUUCUCACAGCUUCAUCAGCACCAAGUGGAGAGCAGAGAUCUUCCAAGCAGCAGCUCACCUGACCAUUUGGCAGCAGCUGGUGGCGACGAGGACUGUGGAGGAGGAGAAACUACCAGGAACCCAAACUUAAAUAUUCAUGAAGAUGAUUCCAGCUCUUCAGAAACUGAAGUCAGUGAGGAUGAUGAAGAGGAAGAUGAUGUAAACAAUCCUGACUCUCAGCUGAAACACUUGUCAAACUCUGGGUCAGAAAGUGAAGACAGCAACAAUGACUGGAAGGAGAGCAGGGCUCCUGAGUCAGGUGUAAAUACUGCCAACAAACCUUUGAGCUGCUCUGAAUGUGAUGCCUUACCUGACUUAACUACAGACCACUGA
Nematolebias whitei (Rio pearlfish) is the source of this 902-nucleotide messenger RNA. RefSeq lists its product as uncharacterized. The record is from RefSeq and is a predicted model, not a curated record. The coding region runs from base 150 to 902 and encodes 250 amino acids. Lineage: Eukaryota; Metazoa; Chordata; Actinopteri; Cyprinodontiformes; Rivulidae. The transcript is spliced from 3 exons.